This is a messenger RNA of Molossus molossus (Pallas's mastiff bat), 1741 nucleotides long. Its product is annotated as thymidine phosphorylase-like. The transcript has 9 exons. Bases 153 to 1724 code for a protein of 523 amino acids. NCBI's taxonomy places the organism in Eukaryota, Metazoa, Chordata, Mammalia, Chiroptera, Molossidae. Gene Ontology annotation, biological process: pyrimidine nucleoside metabolic process; pyrimidine nucleobase metabolic process. Gene Ontology annotation, molecular function: 1,4-alpha-oligoglucan phosphorylase activity; pyrimidine-nucleoside phosphorylase activity. The record is from RefSeq and is a predicted model, not a curated record. Gene Ontology annotation, cellular component: cytosol.
UCGGGCACUUCUGAACUUGUGGCAAGCAAGGCGGAAGCAGGCUGAAAUCCGAAGCAGGAAAGGCAAAGAAAGGUAAGGGUUGGGGUCCGAUUAUGAACCCGAGAAGUGGGAGCUAGACACAGAGACACGCACAUGGGCAACACAGGCACGGGAUGGGGGUGGACAGGAGAAACGGGAAAGGUGGGGACAAGUGCCGCUGGCCACACAGAGGGACACAGGGUGUUGGCAGGUUCCAGGUGUGUCUUGAACCCCACAGGCCUGGAGCAAUGGCAACCCCAGCGAUCUCAGGAUCCCCAGCACCCACCCCAGGGACCGACAUCUCCAGCAGAGGGCCCCAAAGCCCUUCUGACCCAUCGCCAGAGCCCAAGCAGCUCCCGGAGUUGAUCCGCGUGAAGAGAGACGGAGGCCGCCUGAGUGAAGGGGACAUUAAGAGUUUUGUUCGCGCUGUGGUGGACGGGAGCGCACAGGGUGCACAAAUAGGGGCCAUGCUCAUGGCCAUCCGACUGCGUGGCAUGGAUCUGGAGGAGACUGUGGCACUGACCCAAGCCCUAGCCAACUCUGGACAGCAGCUGGAGUGGCCAGAGGCCUGGCAUCAGCAGCUGGUGGACAAACAUUCCACAGGGGGAGUGGGUGACAAGGUCAGCCUGGCCCUGGCACCUGCCCUGGCUGCCUGUGGCUGCAAGGUACCCAUGAUCAGUGGACGUGGUUUGGGCCACACAGGGGGCACCCUGGAUAAACUAGAGUCUAUUCCUGGAUACACCGUCAUUCAGAGCCCAGAACAGAUGCAAGGUCUGCUGGAGAAAGUGGGCUGCUGCAUCGUGGGUCAGAGUAAGAAGCUGGUUCCUGCAGAUGGAAUCCUGUAUGCAGCCAGAGAUGUGACAGCUACUGUGGACAGCCUGCCACUCAUCACAGCCUCCAUCCUCAGUAAGAAGGUGGUGGAGAGCCUGUCUGCUCUGGUGAUCGAUGUGAAAUUCGGAGGGGCCGCCGUCUUCCCUAGGCAGACAGAGGCCCGGGAGCUGGCAAGAACGCUGGUUGCUGUAGGGGCAGGCCUGGGGCUUCGGGUUGCCGCGGCUCUGACUGCUAUGGACAACCCCUUGGGCCGCAACGUGGGCAACUCCCUGGAAGUGGAGGAGGCCCUGCUUUGCUUGGACGGCGCGGGGCCACCGGACCUGCGGGACCUGGUCACUAGGCUUGGGGGCGUCCUGCUCUGGCUCAACGGACUGGCGGAAGCCCAGGCAGAGGGAGCAGCCCGGGUGGCUGCAGCGCUGGACGACGGCUCGGCCCGGGACCGCUUCGAGCGCAUGCUCGCGAUGCAGGGUGUGGACGCGGGCCUGGCCCGAGCCCUGUGCUCCGGGACUCCCGCGCAGCGCCGGCAGCUGCUGCCCCGCGCCCAGAAACAAGAGGAACUGCUCGCGCCCACCGACGGCACCGUGGAACUCGUCCGGGCGCUGCCGCUGGCGCGCGUACUGCACGAGCUCGGGGCCGGGCGCAGCCGCGCCGGGGAGCCACUCCAACUGGGUGUGGGCGCCGAGCUGCUGGUCAGCGUGGGCCAAAGGCUGUGCCGCGGGACGCCGUGGCUCCGCGUGCACCUGGAUGCGCCUGCGCUCAGCGACCCGCAGCGCAGUGCCCUGCAGGAGGCGCUCGUGCUCUCGGACCGUGAACCUUUCACCGCCCCCUCGCCCUUUGCGGAGCUCAUCUUGCCGCCAACCACUGCGCAGCAAUAAAGCCCGAGAGCCGUAAA